AUGUCUGAUUUUGAGGAUUUCAGCAGGCCAGGAGGGCAGGCAAACGUGUCCGAGAGCUACCAGCUGAACCCCACCAGCGUGAUCGUGUCGGUGGUCUUCUCCCUCAUCUUCCUGCUGGGCACCAUCGGCAACAGCCUGGUGCUGGCCGUGCUGCUGCGGAGCGGACAGGUCGGAUACAACACGACCAACCUGUUCAUACUCAACCUGAGCGUGGCCGACUUCUUCUUCAUCAUCUUCUGCGUCCCUUUCCAAGCCACCAUCUACUCCCUGGAGGGAUGGGUGUUCGGCUCCUUCAUGUGCAAAGUGGUGCACUUCUUCAUCAACCUCACCAUGUACGCCAGCAGCUUCACACUCGCCGCUGUCUCUGUUGACAGGUAUCUGGCCAUUCGCUACCCACUCCGCUCCAGGGAGCUGCGAACCCCUUGUAAUGCAGUGGUUGCCAUGGUGAUCAUCUGGGGUCUUUCCCUGGUGUUUGCCGGCCCGUAUCUCAGCUACUACGACCUGAUUGAUUACGACAACAGUACUGUGUGUAUCCCCGGCUGGGAGGAGCAGAACCGUAAGGUGCUGGACACGUGCACCUUCCUGUUCGGCUACGUCAUCCCCGUGCUGAUAGUGAGCCUCUCGUACACUCGAACCAUAAAGUACCUGUGGACGGCCGUCGACCCUCUGGACGGCAUGUCGGAAUCCAAGAGGGCCAAACGCAAAGUCACCAAAAUGAUCAUCAUUGUCACCGUGCUUUUCUGUAUAUGCUGGCUGCCGUACCAUGUGGUGAUCCUGUGCUACCUCUACGGAGACUUCCCUUUCAAUCAGACCACGUACGCCUUCAGGCUUCUCUCUCACUGCAUGGCCUACGCCAACUCCUGUGUCAACCCCAUCGUGUACGCUCUGGUGUCCAAGCACUUUCGCAAAGGCUUCAAGAAAGUGUUCAGCUGCAUCCUCAGUAAAAAAAGGAGAAAUAAGGUUCAUGUAGUUCACGUGGCCAACACUGUGCCUGGGUUUGAAGCAGGCUCCACAGAGGUGUCUCAGAUGAACGAGGAGAACAUACGACAGAAUGAAUGUGAAAUGAUUAACAGGCCGAUCGCAGAGCCAAGAGAAGCCACAGUGACACUGAAUUUGCCCUUUCAGCGGCAGACUUGACGAGUGAUUCAUCGUCGUUGACAGGCUUAGUACAGAUUGCCUUU
This is a messenger RNA of Seriola dumerili (greater amberjack), 1181 nucleotides long. RefSeq names its product galanin receptor type 2-like (gene galr2b). Gene Ontology annotation, biological process: G protein-coupled receptor signaling pathway. The transcript is spliced from 2 exons. Gene Ontology annotation, molecular function: G protein-coupled receptor activity. Gene Ontology annotation, cellular component: membrane. NCBI's taxonomy places the organism in Eukaryota, Metazoa, Chordata, Actinopteri, Carangiformes, Carangidae. The coding region runs from base 1 to 1137 and encodes 378 amino acids. The record is from RefSeq and is a predicted model, not a curated record.